AUGAGUACCCAGCACCCACAGACACUACAGAAACUGGCAAUUCAGAGCUUGCUGAGGGACAAGGCCUUGGCCAUGGAGGCCGUGGAACAUCUGCCAGGAGCGCUCUUCCCACCAGUGUUCAUAGAGGCCUUCACUGGGGGACACGCUGAGGUCCUGAAGGCCAUGGUGCUGGUCUGGCCAUUUCCCUGCCUGCCCCUGGGAUCCCUGAUGGAGAUGAGGACAACAGGUACUUUGGACACUCAGAAGAAUGUUUACCGGAUGAAGGAAAGAAUGUUUCAAACUGUGCUGGAAGGCAUUCAUGUGCUGCUGAGCCAGAAGGUUUGCUCCAGGAGGUUCAAAUUGCAAGUGCUCGAUAUGCGGGCUGUGCACCAGAACGUCUGGACAGUCUGUGCUGAAAACAUGUUGCAAGGCUACUCCUCAGAAGCCAUGAAGAGGAUAAAAACAAGGAAGAGUCUGCCAAGGGUGGCAGAAAAGCAGCCCCUCAAGGUGAUUGUAGAUCUGUGUAUCAUGAAUGAAUGGCUGGAUCCAGUGGUUAGCUACCUCCUCAACUGGGCCCAGGAGAUGGAAAACCGGGUGCACCUGGAGUGUCCGAAGCUGUGUAUCACGGGCCUGUGCAUUGAACAGGUCACAGAAGUCCUCAGGAAACUGAAUCUUUAUUCUGUGCAGGAGAUGGAUAUGACAAAUCUUCACAAACUAUUUAUCUCUCACAUCUUUGUGCCGGCCACCAUUUCCCCAGAAAUGAAAGAGAAGCUGUUCACCAAAAUCACCUCUCAAUUUCAUAAGCUUCACUGUCUACGGGAGAUUUAUAUGGACUCCGUUGAGGUCCUUGAAGGUCAUUUGGACCAGGUGCUCAGGUGCCUGAAGUGCCCCUUGGAGACCCUGUCAUUAAGGGACUGCCAGCUUUCACAGGAUGACUGGAACCAGCUACCCCAGGCUGAGCAGACCCGACAGCUAAAAUCCAUGGGUCUGAUUUGUAUCAGGCUGACUGAUUUCAGUCCUGAGCCCCUGCGAAUUCUGCUGGAUAAUGUCGCAGCCACCCUGACCACCCUGCGUUUGGAAAACUGUGGGAUCACAGAUGCGCAGGUCUGCGCCUUUCUGCCUUCACUGAGCUGCUGCUCCCAGCUCACCACCUUCUGCUUCAUAAGGAAUUUCAUAUCCAUAGCCACCAUGAAGAAGCUGCUGGGCCACACUGCCAGGCUCAGGAGCUUAAACAGGGAGCUGUACUCUGUUCCUCAAGAGGUUUAUGUUCCCAGGGAUGGUACUCUUCAGCAGAUGUGGAACGAGCUAAAAGCUCAUGAAUCUGUAGUCAUUGAGGAGAAAAAGCCUGAGUGUUCCAAUCAGUGA
Molecule: messenger RNA, 1344 nt
Organism: Chinchilla lanigera (long-tailed chinchilla)
Lineage: Eukaryota; Metazoa; Chordata; Mammalia; Rodentia; Chinchillidae
Product: PRAME family member 12-like
Exons: 5
Coding region: 1-1344 (447 amino acids)
Biological process (GO): positive regulation of cell population proliferation; negative regulation of apoptotic process; negative regulation of cell differentiation
Cellular component (GO): cytoplasm
Source: RefSeq, a predicted model, not a curated record